CCAGGAACUUGCAUUUCGGCAUAUACACCGCUCGUUGUGCAAACUCAUAGUUCAUAGGAGGAGCUAGGUGUCCAGUUAUAAUAAAUGCAGGGGCGGGGUUUCUUUUAUUCCGCCGUGUAACUCGUUCAUGAUUAGCUCUCGGUAGUGAAAGCUUCCGGAAGCCUGACACACACACGUGAUCCGAAGAGGAGCUUAGAAGGUUUUGCUGUAAGGAUUCCCAUUCUGGGGCAGACACGUGCGUGCGUAUAGAGAGAAGUGCUCUGCGGGCUGAGAAAUGCUGCGACUACAGAGAAUUCUACAACAUGCAAAGCCAGCUUCCAGAGUACUGGCUUUGAGCUUGAGCCGCCAAUAUGCCAAAGAUGUUAAGUUUGGGGCUGAAGCCAGAGCCCUUAUGCUUCAAGGGGUUGAUCUAUUGGCUGAUGCUGUGGCUGUGACAAUGGGACCCAAGGGAAGAACUGUUAUCAUCGAACAAAGCUGGGGAAGUCCAAAAGUAACCAAAGAUGGUGUGACUGUCGCAAAAGCAAUUGAACUGAAAGAUAAAUACAAAAACAUAGGUGCCAAACUAGUUCAGGAUGUAGCUAACAACACAAAUGAAGAAGCGGGAGAUGGUACAACCACCGCAACUGUCCUUGCAAGGUCUAUAGCUAAAGAAGGCUUCGAAAAGAUAAGCAAAGGUGCAAAUCCAGUAGAAAUCAGAAGAGGUGUAAUGUUGGCAGUAGAUGCGGUAAUUGCUGAGUUAAAAAAGCAGUCGAAACCAGUGACAACACCAGAAGAGAUUGCUCAGGUUGCUACCAUAUCCGCUAAUGGUGAUGAAGAAAUUGGCAAAAUAAUCUCAGAUGCGAUGAAAAAGGUUGGGCGUAAAGGUGUUAUUACAGUUAAGGAUGGCAAAACUCUUCAUGAUGAGCUGGAGAUAAUUGAAGGCAUGAAAUUUGACAGAGGUUAUAUUUCACCAUACUUCAUUAAUACAGCUAAAGGUCAGAAAUGUGAAUUUCAGGACGCCUAUCUCCUCCUGAGUGAGAAAAAAAUUUCCAGUGUUCAAUCUAUUGUACCUGCUCUUGAAAUUGCUAAUUCUCACCGUAAACCACUAGUUAUAAUAGCAGAAGAUGUUGAUGGAGAGGCAUUAAGCACGUUAGUGUUAAACAGGCUGAAAGUUGGGCUGCAGGUGGUUGCUGUAAAAGCCCCAGGUUUUGGGGAUAACAGAAAGAACCAGCUUAAGGAUAUGGCAGUUUCAUCUGGUGGCGUGGUGUUUGGGGAGGAAGGUCUCAGCCUUAGCCUUGAAGAUAUUCAGCCCCAUGAUUUUGGAAAAGUUGGAGAAGUUAUUGUUACUAAAGAUGACACUAUGAUAUUGAAAGGAAAGGGUGACCAAGCUCAGAUUGAGAAACGUAUUCAAGAAAUUCACGACCAGUUGGAAACUACGAGCAGUGAAUAUGAAAAGGAGAAGUUGAACGAGAGAUUGGCUAAGCUGUCAGAUGGUGUAGCUGUAUUAAAGGUUGGUGGUACUAGUGAUGUUGAAGUUAACGAAAAGAAAGAUAGAGUGACCGAUGCUCUAAAUGCAACCCGUGCAGCUGUGGAAGAAGGAAUUGUUUUGGGAGGAGGCUGUGCUUUGCUCCGAUGCAUCCCAGCGCUGGACUCUCUAAACCCAGCAAAUGAAGACCAGAAAGUUGGCAUUGAAAUCAUAAGGAGAACGCUGAAGAUUCCUGCAAUGACCAUCGCAAAAAAUGCAGGUGUUGAAGGUUCGUUGGUGGUAGAAAAGAUCAUCCAGAGUCCAGUUGAGAUUGGAUAUGAUGCCAUGAACGCUGAGUUUGUAAACUUGGUGGAAAAAGGAAUUAUUGACCCAACAAAGGUUGUCAGAACAGCUUUGAUGGAUGCUGCCGGCGUUGCUUCACUCUUAACUACAGCUGAAGCGGUUGUGACAGAGAUUCCAAAAGAAGAAAAAGAUGGCGGCAUGGCUGGAAUGGGAGGGAUGGGAGGAAUGGGAGGCAUGGGCGGUGGAAUGGGAGGUGGAAUGUUCUAAAUUUUUAUACAAAGAACUGAUAAAUGGCCGUGUUCCAAGCUCGGAAGUGUUGAGAGAACAGUGGAAAGCUGUGACACUUGUGAAAAGAUGGUUUAGAUUACACAACUGUUUACUGCGAUCAUUAUUCAUUGCCUUCAUGUAAUUUAUUUUCUAUUUUGGAAGCCCUUUGUACAUUCCUUUAAACAAUUAUGUAGUUGCCAUUGUUACAAAAACAUUGUUUAAACUAUUAUGUCAUUUUUACCAAUGUUUCAAGUUCAUUGAUACGUUUUUACAUUUACUGCCACUACUGCCCAAACUUUAAUGUUAGUGUCUAAUCCUGGCUAAAAAAAAACCAUUAAAUAAAAUUGUACUAAUUAUGUUUACUCUAAA
Xenopus laevis (African clawed frog) is the source of this 2383-nucleotide messenger RNA. RefSeq names its product heat shock protein family D (Hsp60) member 1 S homeolog (gene hspd1.S). Gene Ontology annotation, cellular component: mitochondrial matrix. Lineage: Eukaryota; Metazoa; Chordata; Amphibia; Anura; Pipidae. The record is from RefSeq and is marked provisional. Gene Ontology annotation, molecular function: ATP-dependent protein folding chaperone; ATP binding. Gene Ontology annotation, biological process: protein refolding; protein folding.